Messenger RNA from Condylostylus longicornis, 6698 nucleotides. It is a transcript of the gene Rbcn-3B, whose product is annotated as WD repeat-containing protein 7. The record is from RefSeq and is a predicted model, not a curated record. The transcript is spliced from 4 exons. Gene Ontology annotation, molecular function: protein binding. The coding region runs from base 196 to 4635 and encodes 1479 amino acids. NCBI's taxonomy places the organism in Eukaryota, Metazoa, Arthropoda, Insecta, Diptera, Dolichopodidae. Gene Ontology annotation, cellular component: cytoplasm.
UGUCAAGAAUUGAACGAAACCUUGUGACUUAUUAAUGUCAUUAAUAAAAAAAAUCGAUAUCUGUUUUCUACUAAGGUCGGAAAAAUUAUUUUAAAAAAUCUUUACCUUAGAAUAUUAAAGGUUAAGCCUGCAACAAAUGUCCUGCUAAACCCAGUAAGCUUUAUCAGCACUCAAUAAUUAGAGAAAAAUAGUAUAAUGGUUAGUAGCAAUUUGGUAGUUCCGGUUGUAUUGUGGGGUUCUUCAGCCCCUACACACUGUGUUUCAAGCAUAUUUUUGUCGAAUGAUCAAACAACACUUGCCACAGGAUGCUAUGAUGGUCAAAUAUGUUUGUGGAAAAUCGAACCUUCAACAUUUAAAAUGAUUCCAAGAUUAUUAUUAGUUGGUCACUCAUCACCAGUACUAUGCUUGACAAAUGCAUCUGAAUCAUCCGAGUAUGAUUAUAUUGUCAGUUCUUCUGAAAAUGGGGAAAUGUGUACUUGGGAUUUGGUCGAUGGACGUUGUUCUGAAAGCGUCAAAUUGUCGCAAGUACAUACACAUAUUCAAAGUUACCAAAUGGCUAAUUGUAACGAUUUGAGGUUAUUUUGUAUUGGUUAUUAUGCCGAAAUAUUAGUAAUAGAUCCAUUUAGUUUGGAGGUUCUUUUUUCUCUUAGUUCAAAAGUUAAACCCGAUUGGAUUUCAGCUUUACAUGUUUUGAGGCCAUCUAAAAGGAAAGACGAUGUUGUUUUAGCCAUUACCACAACGGGCACGGUAAAAGUUUGGACUUUGCUAGGUAAUGAAAACAAAUACUCUGAACCAAUAUAUGAAAAUGAAUCUAAAAUAAUUCGAUGUUUGAAUGCCAUCACUCUAAAAUGUUGCUCCCAAAAUCAACGAACAGUUCUAAUAGUGUGUACAAAAUAUUGGCAAGUAUAUGAUGCAGGCGAUUUUACUGUAUUGUGCAGUGUAAACGCACCGGCAGGAUGUAGAUGGCAAGGGGGAGAUUUUAUCUCCAAAGAUCGUGUUAUUUUAUGGUCAGAUGAUGGAAAAGGAUAUGUAUUCAAGUUGCCUUUAAACUGCAUACCUGACAAUAAAGAAUUUCAUUCAAAGUCGGCAACUCAAGACGAACCAUAUUUAUACUGCGUUCUUACAACAAGUUUUAGCAAAACGUUAUCAUGUCCACCAGCGAUGAUAUUUAUACAAUUGCAAAAAGCAAAUGAGAAAAACGUUUGCUAUCUAUUGCGAGGCGAUUCUGAAGGUUUUGUGACUGUGUGGACGGUUCCUGAAAUUUCUUUAACUGAAAUAUUAAAAAUGCAAUCAACAAAAUUGGAACCAAAAUUAAACAAAUACGCAAUUUGUACAAGUCUAAUUGAGGCUUGGUCUCUAAUGCGGCCUCCUCCAAUUGGUAUAUUAGAUCAAAUUGAACAUAUAACUGAAGAAUGUGUUAAGCUAACAGCAAGCGUAUAUUUGCCACCUCAAUCACGAUUGGUUGUAGGAAGAGAAGAUGGAACAAUAAUAAUAGUACCCGCAACUCAAACUGUAAUGUUACAACUUUUAUAUGGUACUGAAAAAUCGAGUUAUUGGCCAAGGCACCAAGUUUUGUCGGGGCAUAAUGGGAGAGUUAAUUGCUUGUUAUGUCCAUCGCUGAUCCAUUCACGGUAUGACAAAAAUUACUUACUUUCUGGUGGAAUCGAUUUCGCUGUGUGCUUAUGGGAUUUGUAUAGUGGGAGCCUCAUUCAUAGAUUUUGUGUACAUGCUGGAGAAAUAACUCAACUUUUAGUUCCGCCAAGUAAUUGCAGUCUUAGGGUUCAAAAAUGUAUAUGUUCGGUUGCGUCAGAUCAUUCAGUUACACUUUUGAGUUUGCAAGAGCGUAAAUGUAUAUGUUUAGCUAGUCGUCAUCUUUUUCCUGUAAUGACAAUAAAGUGGAGGCCUUCGGACGAUUUUUUAAUUGUGGGUUGCUCAGACGGUACUGCUUAUGUUUGGCAAAUGGAAACUGGCCAUUUAGACAGAGUUUUGCACGGAAUGUUAGCUGAAGAAGUUUUAUCCGCAUGUGAUGAAACUUCUGUUGAAGAAACAACAUCAAUGAACCCUACAUCUGAUGUUGGAUUAGCAAACCCUGCAGUUCAUUUCUUUCGAGGUCUGAGGCAUCGGAAUAUGCAAGCAAUACGCCAUGCAACUCAGCGGGGUAUCCAUCAAUUACAAAUGUUGCAUGGUCAUAAUAAUAAUGACAGUUCAUUUUUAUUAAAAUGUCGUAGUAGUCCAUUGUUGAUACAAGGUCUGCGUACAAAUCCUAAGGAUGCUGAAAGUCACAUUUUAUUUUUUGAUAUUGAUGGUUUAAUUUUUGAAUUGCAUAGUGAGGAGUACGCAACUUUAACACCAACAGCUCUAGAGGCUCAAGGCUUAGUUGUGCCUAAUAUUGAACACGAAUCGCAUGUUGGAGAUCAAGCGGCUAGAAAAUUGACAGAUUUUUUUGGAAAAGUUAAAACAAAAGCUGGUGAAUUAGCUGUAAAAGAUAAAGACAGACAUGGUAUAUUUGCAAAAGUAAAAGAAGGAGCAGAAAAGUUUGAAAAAAACAUACAAGCUAUUCAAAAAAAUUUGGAAACAAAUAAAGACAAUAACGAUUCAAAAAAAAUUAUUUCUAAAAUGGAGGCUACUCACGUUAUGGAGGUAGCGCAACUUUUGUUAUCUUUAUUGCAUUCUUGGGGUUUGGAUCCCCAUUUAGAUAAGGUUUGUGAAACACAAUUGGGAUUGAUAAGACCUGUAGUUCCCUUAUGUUUUGGUAUACUUUCUAAAGGAGGAUAUAUGUCAUUUGUAUUGCCAACAUGGCAAAAUGAUCCACUCGUGAAUACCAGAAGCUUCAAUGAAAAUCAGCCAUCAGAAAUUGUUGAUUUGAAAGAAGACGCAGUUGUUCGUCAGAAAAAAUUGACAGAAUUAUUUACACGUAAACUUCACUGGGAGCUUAGUACGACACUGACAUCAAAUCAUAUGCUUGCCAUGGUGGCUAUGUCAAAUACGCUGAUGUCUAUGAAAUCUGCCUCGUUUAUAUCGGAUUCUGAAAACAUAAAACUUUUAAGAAAUCAUUCUAAUAAAAACUGUGUGCAAUUGUGGAACAGUAAUGAAGAACAUGAUGAAAUUGUGUCGCAUCAUCAAAUGCAAAUUAAACAAAGUUGGAGUUUGUUAUCUACACAUCAUUGCCUAUGUUUACCGGAUAAAUUAGAAACAACAGAACCGAAAAAUUUUAAGCGACCACAAGUCGAAGCAAUGACGAAGCGAUGGCAACAUCACUGUAUCGAAAUAAGAGAGGCGGCUCAACAAAUUUUGUUAGGUGAAUUGAACCGUAUGGGCAAAAAAGGUAGGAAGGUUUUGGUAGAACAUUGGGCGCAGUAUUUACCUUUAUACACUCAUACUGAACCAAUAGCUCAAACUAAUAUCACUGCUCAAAAUCAGCAUAGCACUCCAAAUAUUGACGAAAUAGAUAAUAGUCUGGGAAAUGAGGAAGAAUAUGAAGAAGAGGAGGAAGAGGAAGAAAUAAUUCGAAAACCUUCCAGUAUAGCUGAAUUGAAAAGAAAACAAACAACUGCUGUUAUAUUAUUAGGAGUAAUAGGAGCUGAAUUUGGUCAAGAUAUUUCACAAGAUAGUCCAAAUUAUAAAAGUCGUACACAAGAUCAACGUAGGAAAUCUUCUGUUGUUGAAGGCUUUGGGAUUUCUAAUAAUAAUUUAGCAAGGUUAACAUCUAUGGCAUUAACCCAUUUACUUUUAGCUCCUGCAACACCUAAACUUCCAGCACAUACGCCACUAAGGCGCGCUGCCAUUGACUUAAUAGGGCGAGGCUUUACUGUAUGGGAGCCACAUUUAGAUGUUUGCAAAGUUCUACUUGGUUUGCUUGAAAUAUCUUGCGAUUCUGGAAAACUUGUUCCUAAUUUAAAUUAUAAAUUACCCUUGACACCACAAGCAGAUGCUUGUCGCACAGCUCGUAACGCUUUACGAUUAAUUGCUACUGCACGACCAGCAGGUUUCAUAACUACAAUGGCUAGAGAAGUUGCUCGUUAUAAUACUUUGCAACAAAAUGCUCAAGCAAUUAAUGUUCAGUUAGCACAUUCAGUAUUACAUAAAGCGAAAAAAGAGAUUUUACAAUGUGUUGAAAUGCUAAUUGAUAAAAUGCAAAUUGAGAUGUCGAACUUGUUAGUAGAGGUAAUGGACAUUACUUUGCAUUGUAUUGACUCGUCUGAAUUGAAGAAUCGCCCUCUCAAUGAACUAUGUCCGGCUUUGUGUAAAUUCAAUCAAAUAUCACAUUGUCAUGCUUCAAGACGCAUUUCUGUUGGUGCAAGUAAUGGUCAUUUAGCUAUAUAUGAGCUGAGACAAAAUAAAUGCCAAAUGAUACCAGCUCAUACUCAUCCAAUAACAGCUUUAAGCUUCAGUCCAGAUGGCAAGUUUUUGGUUAGUUAUUCUUGUGCUGAAAACCGUUUAUCAUUUUGGCAAACAAGUACAGGUAUGUUCGGUUUAGGCCAAUCACAAACAAAGUGCAUUAAGGGCUAUUCGACAGCGCCUAUACCGGAUGUGGCUAGAUUAAAUCCGAUACGUCUCGCAAAACUUAUAUGGAUAAAUAAUCGUACCGUUACUUUAAUGCUAGCAGACGGUUCAGAAACUAGAUUUAAUGUUUAAAAAAUAAAAGCUUCUAAAGCGAAAAAUGUAAAGCAGAAAAACAAUGAAUCGAAAAUGUUUAUAUAAACUUUCUGAAGUAGCACGGUAUUGCUUUCCAUAAAAGUGAAAAGAUUAAGAUAAAAUAAUAAUCAGCAUUUUGUUCUAAAAUGUAUUGAACAAAUAUAAAAAAAAGUUAGUAUUUAAAAUACAAAAAGUUUGAAUUCCUUGUAAAAUUUCUACAUUUAACAAUAAAUAAAACAUUAUGUGACGUUUUGUAGCCUGUUUAAUGGCUGGUGCUCUAGAGUUAAUUUAUGUAGUACUAUACAUAAUUCUUUAAUAACUAUAUAAUCCCCAAGUUGGGGUAGCAUAUUUUCAAAAGAUUACUCUGGGCUUAUAUAUACAUACAUAUGGAUAUACAUCAUGCAUUGUAUAUUUUAAACAACAGCCCAUAUUUUUGAAUUUGAAUAAAUCGUUAAAAAGGUAAUUGUUACCCAUGUAUGUAUUUAUUUCAGUGAAGGAAGUCAUUCUAAUAAAGCCAUUUAUUUUGUAUUUUUGUGCUUUUUACUCCCACAAUUACCGAAACUCGAAUUUCGCUAAUUGUGUCGGUAUAAUUGGAAAGUAAUUGAUACAACAUCGAUGCAAAAUCAUGAUUUGAUGUCCAAAAAUGUAAAAAGCAACGCAUCAAAUGCGUAUCAUAUUGCAUCAGCUGUGCAUCAAUUUUUUUCUUUUGUCAAAUCAAUAAUCGAAAUUAAAAAAAUUUUCAUUUUUUUUAUAGAUUUUCAAUUUUUCAAUCAAAGUACAUAAUUAUAUCUACCAAAAAGUAGUUCAAAUAUGUGUUUACAUCACACUAAUGCAAUCACUCACUAAUAUUUGUAUACCAAAAAUUCCCUUAGCUAAAAGAAUUAAGCAGUAUACCCUAUUAUUUUCAUUUUUAUACACAACAAUUUUUGGGAGAGGGAAAGAUUACGCAAUAGAUGUCUACCUGUUUUUUUAUGACGUAUUUUUAAAAGCGGGAGUUAUUUAUUUUUUCGUAUAUAAAGUAUAGGAAAAAAUAUUAAGAAUUUGAAAAGCGGAAUUUAUUCCCCUACAGUUUGCAGAAAUGGUGUAUCCAUAUUAUAAAAGCGAAGCGAUUUAAAAACAAAAUUUGACUAUUAGAAUAAAAAUAAAUUAAUUUGAAAAAGACAAAUAAUAUUAAAAAAAAUUUAAAAUUAGUAAUUAUCAUUACAUUUAUUGUAAUUUAAACUAUGAAUUUUUUAUUUUUGUUUCAAUUUUGCUUUAAAAAUUUAAAACAAAUAUUUCUAAUGAAUAUACAUACAUACAGACGUCGACGGUUACUUUCAUGCAUUCGAAUGUUUUUACCUACCUUUUAUGAAAUGAAAAAUAAAUUUUGUUGUUAUCAAAAUAAAAAUAACAAAAUUUUUUCCUAACUUAAUUUAAUUUUAUUUCAGUUUGAUGUUUUUGAUACAUUCAUUUGUUUACGAUAUCUUGUUUCUUUCUUGCCUACACAACUCUUAUUACCAUCUAUUUAAAAAGAAAAAUGGAAUAUUUUAAGACUAGAUUUACUUUGUUGAAAACUAUGUACAUACAUAAAUAUACAAUUUUAAAAAACUUAAAAAAAAAUUUAAAUAAAAAAUAUUCAAUUAACGAAAUCAUUAUUAAACCUUAAAUAAAAUCAAAUAAAAAUAAUAAAAAAAAAGUAGUAAAAAAUGGUUAUAAUAUUAAAUUUCAUAUGUAUUAAAAUGACUCAAACGGCUUUCGUUUCUUAUCACAAGCAGGAAGAUUAUUGAACAUACUUAAUCCAUGUAUCAAUUAUUUGAAAAUUUCAAUAAUUUUAAAAUAAACGCCAAAUAACAUUACAUAUUUGGAAAGUAUCCACAAGUGUCAAAAUAAUAUUACAUUAGCAAAGUAAGCGCAUAACAUAGGAAUAGCAUCAGCAAUUUUUUUUUGCAUCGAUUCACAUUUUUGAUUACUUUCCGAUUACAUCUUAUUUUUUGAUUCCACACUACUGGAUUCGAAGCAAUUCAAAGCAAAUUCAUAUUUGUAUAUGUAUAAAUUAAUAAAAUUAUCAUAUUGUUACAAGAUUG